GUCUUGGUGGCUUAAGCUCUAUAUGAGCUCUCAUGUCAUACCGAGGGCAGUCCCCUUUUACAAUUAAUCCAAGGAAGUUUUUCACCUUAGCUAGUCACAAGAAGACAUGGCAGAACAGGCAUCGCCUUCCGUCAACACGGAAUCCAUAGACGAAGCACUCCACCGGCUGUCUAAGAAGCCUGGGGUGAAGGCCUGGCUCAUGCUGGACCGGGUUAACGGCGCCGUGCUGAAGACGAACGGUCAGAUCUCUACCAUUCGACCCGCGCGAUCCAUAGAAAAUAAGAACUCUCUACCGAGCCCUACCAGCGGUUCCUUUUCGGCCGACGUCAGCACGAGCACGGACAACGAGACACAAGCCGCGCAGGAGCUCGCCGGCCUGGUAUGGGGCUUCUUAACUACGGCGGGGAGUUUGGUCGACGAGAUUGACAGCGAGGUAGGUAAAUCGUCAACUUCAACGUUCAGCGGUACCAUUAAAAAAAAACCCAGAAGAGAAGAUGGGACUAAUAUAGAAUGGAUAAUUAUAGGAUGAGCUCAAGUUGUUGAGG
This is a messenger RNA of Daldinia caldariorum, 545 nucleotides long. RefSeq lists its product as uncharacterized. The transcript is spliced from 2 exons. NCBI's taxonomy places the organism in Eukaryota, Fungi, Ascomycota, Sordariomycetes, Xylariales, Hypoxylaceae. The record is from RefSeq and is a predicted model, not a curated record. The annotation marks the transcript as partial.